This is a messenger RNA of Abrus precatorius (Indian licorice), 1099 nucleotides long. RefSeq names its product protein trichome birefringence-like 38. Lineage: Eukaryota; Viridiplantae; Streptophyta; Magnoliopsida; Fabales; Fabaceae. Gene Ontology annotation, molecular function: O-acetyltransferase activity. The record is from RefSeq and is a predicted model, not a curated record. Gene Ontology annotation, cellular component: Golgi apparatus. Bases 1 to 1083 code for a protein of 360 amino acids. The transcript is spliced from 5 exons.
AUGGGUUUCAAAGUCAAUUCCCUGGUUGUGCUCUCUUUGUUUAGCCUAGUUGUGCACCAAGCAAGUGCAUCAAAAUCCCAUAAUGUGACUCCUUUAAGAGGGAAAAAGGAGUUAAGCAGAUGUAAUUUGUUCAGUGGAAGCUGGAUCAUUGACCCUUCUCAUCCCCUCUAUGACUCCUCAAGCUGCCCCUUCAUAGAUGCUGAGUUUGAUUGCCAAAAAUAUGGAAGACCCGACACCCAGUAUCUCAAAUACUCUUGGAAGCCUGAUUCUUGUGCCUUACCCAGGUUCGAUGGAGUGAGUUUCUUGAACAAGUGGAGGGGUAAGAAGAUAAUGUUUGUGGGUGACUCAUUGAGUUUGAACAUGUGGGAAUCAUUGUCCUGCAUGCUUCACGCGUCGGUGGCGAAUGCCACUACCACCUUUGUGAGGAGAGAAGCACUGUCCACUGUGACCUUCCAGGACUAUGCAGUAACCAUACAACUAUACCGCACACCAUAUUUGGUGGACAUAGUUCGAGAAGAUGUUGGGCGAGUGCUUAAGCUAGACUCUAUACAAGCUGGUAAUGCUUGGAUAGGCAUGGACAUGUUGAUCUUCAACUCGUGGCAUUGGUGGACUCACACUGGAAAUUCUCAAGGAUGGGAUUACAUAAGAGACGGUCCCAAUCUACUAAAGGACAUGGACCGUUUGGAUGCAUUUUAUAAAGGCUUGACCACAUGGGCUGGAUGGGUUGAUCUCAAUAUUGACCCUACCAAAACCAAACUCUUCUUUCAAGGCAUUUCCCCUACUCAUUAUCAAGGUCAGGAAUGGAAUCAACCAAGGAAGAGUUGUAGUGGAGAACUUGAACCAUUAGCUGGGUCAACAUAUCCAGCGGGUCUACCUCCAGCAGCUAACAUAGUGAACAAAGUGUUGAAGAACAUGAAGAACCCAGUUUAUCUACUUGACAUAACACUUCUCUCACAACUACGAAAAGAUGCACAUCCUUCUGUCUAUGGUGCAGAUCAUGCUGGCAAUGACUGUAGUCAUUGGUGCCUACCAGGACUACCUGAUACAUGGAACGAACUCCUAAAUGCAGCUCUAAUAAUGUGAAGCUAUAUUUAGAGUU